Messenger RNA from Sorex fumeus (smoky shrew), 375 nucleotides. Its product is annotated as regenerating islet-derived protein 3-gamma-like. Lineage: Eukaryota; Metazoa; Chordata; Mammalia; Eulipotyphla; Soricidae. Bases 1 to 375 code for a protein of 124 amino acids. The transcript has 4 exons. The record is from RefSeq and is a predicted model, not a curated record.
AUGCUGCCUCCCAUGGCCACUGUUCCUUGGCUGGUGCUCUCCUGCCUGGUGCUCCAAGCCCAUGUGAAAGGGGAAGACCUGAAGAAUGAAGAGCUGUCUCCAAGAGUCAGGUGCCCCAAAGGCUCCAAGGCCUAUGGCAACCAGUGUUAUGCUUUUUUUAAGACAGCAAAAUCCUGGAUGGAGGCUCAAACUCAACCCAAUGCAGGUGGAUGGGAGUGGAGUAAUGGUGAUCUGCUGAACUAUCAGGCCUGGGAGAACGGAGUCCCUUCCAAUUCCGGGUACUGUGGAGCCGUUCUUCACUACACAGGGUACGAAAUAUGGCAAAAUUUUGACUGUAGAAAUGUACUGCCCUACGUCUGCAAGUUUGAGGGCUAA